Peronospora matthiolae is the source of this 156-nucleotide messenger RNA. The record is from the annotation of a GenBank genome assembly. Lineage: Eukaryota; Oomycota; Peronosporomycetes; Peronosporales; Peronosporaceae.
AUGAACGGAAUCGCGCGCUACCUGCUUACAAGUGGCAUCGUCUUGGCAACGAUGCAGGCCAUUACGGGUCCAAUCGCUGACUGGAACGCGCGAAAGGAGGGCGCUGUGGCUCUAAAACUUGCCCUGCAGGCGUGCAAAUCGGAGGAAGAAGAGUAA